UGGAAGGCAGUCGUGCAGCUGGUCUUUGAGGUUUGUCUCCGUUGUCUUCUCGGCUGCUGGUUCACCCGGAAGCCGUGACAUGUUGACGACCCGCCACUCGGCAGGACUCGGCAGUCCGCCUGAAACCAGAGGCUUCCUGUGAGUCUGAGUCUCAUCCUUCUGCCGUUUCUUCAGCUAAAACAACAAAACAACUUUGUUUCAGAAGCUCGCGAGACCUGAAGGAUGGAGUGUCAGGACUCCGUGGUUUCUUUCCUGAGUUGGGUUCUGGUUUUCGGGGGCGCGGCUUUCCUGCUGCAGCAGACCCGGAGACGCACUCAGUAUGGCCGCUACGCGCCGGCGGACGCUCGGACGGCGCUGUGUCCGGCCAAGGUGGCCUGGUUCGUGCAGGAAGUCCCGGCCUUCGCGCUGCCGCUGCUGCUGCUGCUGCUCACCGAGCCGAGGACGGACGGACAGACGACCGGGCGGACGCUGCUGCUCUGCACCUUCGUGCUGCACUACUUCCACAGGAGUUUCAUCUACGCCUUCCUGACCAGAGGACGACCCGUCCCGCUGUCCAUUGUCCUCAGUGCCACCAUCUUCUGCUCGCUCAACGGCUUCCUGCAGGGACACCACCUGCUGCACUGCGCUCAGUUUGAGCUCACCUGGCUGACGAGCACUCGCAUGGCUGCAGUAGGUUGCCUUCUGUUUGUGACUGGAAUGACCAUCAACAUCCACAGUGACCACAUCCUGCGCAGCCUGAGGAAACCUGGAGAGACUGUCUACAGGAUCCCCCAUGGAGGAAUGUUUGAGCUUGUGUCUGGAGCGAACUUCCUUGGAGAGAUCGUCGAGUGGUGUGGUUACGCUGUAGCCGCUUGGACUUUACCCACUUUCGCCUUCGCUUUCUUCACCGUCUGCUCCAUCGGACCCAGAGCCUACCACCACCACAGAGACUACCAGCAGAAGUUUGAGGACUACAGCUGCUCCAGGAAAGCCCUCAUUCCUUUCAUACUGUGAGGAUGGGCGUGAACUCAUGGAACGACUAAGACGAGUCUGUACUCUGUACAGUGACUCAAACUGAUGAUGCCGCAACAAAAAACUGUUCAAAAGACUGUGGAUUGGGUUAAAAUAAGUAUGUUGAUCGUUGAAACUUUUGAAAGAAAAAGAAAGUAGGAAAUUGAGAUGCAGGACUGCCUAGCAAAAUGUCACACACACACCCUUAAAUUAUCAAAACCUUUCCUUCUGUUUUAUAGAUUUUGUGCAUUGAAAAUAAAAGAGGAAUAAUGUAAAAGCUCUGUCAAGUCCAUUAGUG
Scatophagus argus is the source of this 1288-nucleotide messenger RNA. Its product is annotated as 3-oxo-5-alpha-steroid 4-dehydrogenase 2-like. Bases 223 to 993 code for a protein of 256 amino acids. Gene Ontology annotation, cellular component: membrane. Lineage: Eukaryota; Metazoa; Chordata; Actinopteri; Scatophagidae. The transcript is spliced from 6 exons. Gene Ontology annotation, biological process: steroid biosynthetic process. The record is from RefSeq and is a predicted model, not a curated record. Gene Ontology annotation, molecular function: 3-oxo-5-alpha-steroid 4-dehydrogenase activity.